UAGCUAAUGAUCAUGUUCAUGCACAAUGUGUGUUCUAUUUGUGUAUAGCCUGUAGUGACAAUAUUUGAGCAAUUGUAUAUCUUGUAUCUAUUAACUUAUAAUUUGUAGUUAAUUUGAUUGUUUGCAAUACCUAGUUUAUAAAUAAAUAUGAAUUCGCUAAUAAGCUGCUGUAAAUUACUAAGUACAAGAGUGAACAAUGUAUAUAUGUUUGGAGGUUAUUUGAGCCGCGGAAUGGCUCAAACUAUCGACGAUUAUAAAAUUAAGUGGACACGGCCAGCCAAAAUUCCGAGCAUAGAUCCACGACAAACCGGUGAUUUGGGAGUAAAAGUAUCUGUAAAACCUACAGAUAUUAAAGCCUAUUACCAGAAUUCGAAAGAGUUACAAGAUGCAGAUGAAAUUGUAAAAAGAAUGUUCACUUUGGAGUUUCAACCAAAAAGAGAAUUUAAAAAUUUAGAAAGAGAAAGAGUGAUAGGACUUGUGAAGAGGCAUGUUUGUGAUCGAGGUUCUGCAGAAGUUAGAAUUGCUGCAAUGACUAGUGAAAUACAAUAUCUUCAAAAAUAUUUGGAAAAGCAUCCAAAAAAUGUAAAAACCAAAGUAUUUCUAAAAGAAUUAAUUGAUAAAAGAAGGAAGUUUCUUACACAUUUGCGAACAUGGGAUUAUAGACGGUUUGAAUGGCUUCUUGAACGUUUGAAUCUUGUUUAUGUAGCUCGACCAGAAGUUCCUGGCUCAGUGUCGAGAAAAAAUGCACUAAGGCAAUUGACCAAAAAUUACUGCGAUGGUAUUAUUCAGCAGAAAUUAAAUGCAUUUAAAGCUGAAUUAAAAGAACAGCAAAAGACAUUUUUCGCUCAAAAGGUUAUAAACUUGGAGUAUAUUUUAGAAGAAGAAAAAAAGUAUGGCCUAGAACCAACUGUAACUCAAGAGCAAAUUGAUGCUGCACGACAGAGAGUAGAAGAAUUAUCAAAAGAGAUUGAAUAAAUAAAUGUUUCCUACAUUCCUUAA
Molecule: messenger RNA, 999 nt
Organism: Bombus terrestris (buff-tailed bumblebee)
Lineage: Eukaryota; Metazoa; Arthropoda; Insecta; Hymenoptera; Apidae
Gene: bonsai
Product: 28S ribosomal protein S15, mitochondrial
Exons: 4
Coding region: 148-975 (275 amino acids)
Biological process (GO): translation
Cellular component (GO): ribosome
Molecular function (GO): structural constituent of ribosome
Source: RefSeq, a predicted model, not a curated record